Bolinopsis microptera is the source of this 675-nucleotide messenger RNA. Its product is annotated as furin-1-like. Lineage: Eukaryota; Metazoa; Ctenophora; Tentaculata; Lobata; Bolinopsidae. The transcript has 5 exons. The record is from RefSeq and is a predicted model, not a curated record. Gene Ontology annotation, molecular function: serine-type endopeptidase activity. The coding region runs from base 1 to 675 and encodes 224 amino acids. Gene Ontology annotation, cellular component: trans-Golgi network; Golgi membrane. Gene Ontology annotation, biological process: protein processing.
AUGGUUGAAACUGCAAAAACUUGGAUCAACGUGGGAGAACAACAUGUUUGUUCCAUUGUAUCAGACCGACAAUCUCUCGCUCACGAGAACGCUCAGAUCAGGAAACAAGAGGGACAGAAGUUGGAGGUAAGGAUAACAACUGACGCUUGUAAAGGGAGCUCACGUGAGGUCGCUGUGUUGGAACAUGUCCAAGUUGUCCUGAGUGUCAACCACGAUUUUAGAGGUUCCCUCAAGAUAAUCCUAGAAUCUCCAGCCGGAACAGAGUCAGCUCUGCUCACAGAACGGCCGUCUGACACAAAUAACCAGGGUUUCUUCAAGUGGAGUUUCCUUUCCGUGCAGAUGUGGGGAGAGGUUGCACCUGGGCAGUGGACUCUUACCAUCGAGAGCAAGGGCGACGGUGAGCUAACGUACGUGGAACUGAUAUUGUACGGAACAAAGUACACAACCAACUCUACACAGCAAUGUGAACACUUUUCCCUAAUUUCAUCAGACGACACUGGAUCCAAGACAUGUGUAGAGGAGUGUCCUGAGUUCGGGUAUUACACCUCCAAAACAAUGUGUCUGCCUUGUCACGUGACUUGUGCCUCCUGUACUGACUACAAUGUCUGUACCAGCUGUCCUGACCAACUCUUCCUUAACUACGGUCAGUACUACCGUAUUCUUUCUUAUCUCUAA